AUGUAUCUACAAAUAGAGAUUCAUAGUGAAGAUCGUAAUUUUCAAAAAAUUCUAUGGAGAGAUGAUCCUAUGAAACCAGUUAGGGAAUAUCGCUUGUGUGCCAUAACACAUGGUACCGCGCCGGCCAGUUAUUUGGCAACGCGAGUUUUAAAACAAUUAGUCAUCGAUGAAGGAUUGGACUUUCCUAAAGCAGCUAAUUCAGUCUUACAUAAUUUUUACAUAGAUGACGGCUUGUUUGGAGCAGAAAGUGCUGACGAAGCCGUUGCAUUAAAAAAUGAAUUAUGGAAGCAUCAGUUGGCUUGGGAUGAUCCAGUGCCCCAGGAUAUUAAAGAGAAAUGGAUUAAAUAUCGAGUAGAUAUUUCCCAAGUUACGUUAACUGUACCUAGAACAGUUCUUCUGUACUCCCCAUCAGGAUUUGAACUUUAUUGUUUCUGUGAUGCGUCGGAAAAGGCAUACGCUGCAGUUAUACUCGUAUACUUGAAAUCAUCUACCAUAACCACUACACAGAUUAGUGUACUUACAUCCAAAACACGCGUCGCUCCAUUGAAAACAAUAUCAAUACCGCGCCUUGAUCUUUGUUCAGCCGUUUUAUUAGUGCACCUUUUACAAACGGUCCUCAAGUCCUUGACUUUUCAAAUUGACGCAGUACGCGCUUUCAUAGACUCAACUAUAGUUCUUGCUUGGUUGAAAUCUGAGCCAUCACGUUGGCAAAUUUUUGUUGCCAAUCGUGUUUCCGAAAUUCAGUCUAUUCUUCCAGUUCAACAUUGGAAUCAUAUCAGCUCUGGUCAAAACCCUGCUGAUUGCGCUAGUAGAGGACUUCCACCAAAUGAACUAGUUAAUUUUGAUUUAUGGUGGUCAGGUCCGCAAUGGAUGAAUAGUGGCGACAUAUCUCAUUUGGAGGAAAUCUCUCUCUCAACAGACGCUCUCAAAGAAGAAAGCAAAAAGACAUCGUGUUUGAUUGAAACAACUCCUAUUGACUUUCCGAUCAUUUACAAUGUUUCAUCAUAUGUUAAGUUAAAAAGAAUUAUAGCUUGGUGUCUCUGCUUCAUAAUGAACUGUAAAUCUCCGAACAAUCGCAUAAAUGGUUAUUUAACUAGUAGUGAGAUAAAACUAGCUAGAAACGUUUUGGUCAAAAUAGUCCAAAAACAAGAAUUUCUACGCGAAUAUCACCAGCUAAAAAAUAGCAAACCAAUUUCUUAG
Parasteatoda tepidariorum (common house spider) is the source of this 1200-nucleotide messenger RNA. The record is from RefSeq and is a predicted model, not a curated record. Lineage: Eukaryota; Metazoa; Arthropoda; Arachnida; Araneae; Theridiidae.